Cydia strobilella is the source of this 910-nucleotide messenger RNA. It is a transcript of the gene RpS6, whose product is annotated as small ribosomal subunit protein eS6. The record is from RefSeq and is a predicted model, not a curated record. Gene Ontology annotation, molecular function: structural constituent of ribosome. Gene Ontology annotation, cellular component: ribosome. NCBI's taxonomy places the organism in Eukaryota, Metazoa, Arthropoda, Insecta, Lepidoptera, Tortricidae. The transcript has 6 exons. Bases 112 to 873 code for a protein of 253 amino acids. Gene Ontology annotation, biological process: translation.
CCGGUAUUUACAAUUAACCGAUAGUCACCGUCCCUUGGAGACCAUCUCUAGCACAUCAACUUGUCUCUGGUUCUUUUUCAUGGCUGACGUUCGAAGAACUCAACCGCAGUCAUGAAGUUGAACGUCUCGUACCCGGCAACGGGAUGCCAGAAGUUGUUCGAGGUUGUGGACGAGCACAAGCUCCGUAUCUUUUACGAGAAGCGCAUGGGCGCGGAGGUGGAGGCUGACCUGCUGGGAGACGAAUGGAAGGGCUACGUCCUCCGCGUCGCCGGUGGCAAUGACAAGCAAGGUUUCCCCAUGAAGCAGGGAGUCCUGACCAACAGCCGUGUACGUCUUCUGAUGUCCAAGGGUCACUCCUGCUACAGACCGCGUCGUGACGGUGAGAGGAAACGCAAGUCUGUCCGUGGAUGCAUUGUUGACGCUAACCUGUCUGUGCUGGCCCUGGUUAUUGUCCGUAAGGGCACCCAGGAAAUCCCCGGACUGACCGACGGCAACGUGCCCCGCCGUCUCGGCCCCAAGCGUGCGUCCAAGAUCCGCAAGCUGUUCAACCUGAGCAAGGAGGACGAUGUGCGCCGCUACGUGGUCAAGCGCGUGCUGCCGCCCAAGGAGGGCAAGGAGAAUGCCAAGCCCAGAUCAAAGGCCCCUAGAAUCCAGAGGCUAGUGACGCCAGUGGUGCUGCAGCGCAGACGCCACCGCCUGGCCCUGAAGAAGAAGCGCCUCGCCAAGCGCAAGACCGCCGAGGCCGACUACGCCAAACUGCUCGCUCAGAGGAAGAAGGAAUCCAAGGUCCGCCGCCAAGAGGAACUCAGACGCAGGCGCUCAGCUUCGAUACGGGACUCCAAGAGCUCCGACAAGAGUGCUCCCCAAAAGUGAUCAACUCAAAACUAAUAAAAAAAAUGUAAAACCUUAA